AUGCGUGGGAUGAACGGUCAAGUCGACAUAAAGAAAAUAUCGGGCGUUGAGCCCUUAUAUACUCUGGUGUAUGGAUUCAUGAAGAGUAAGGAUACGUUAACCGCCAGGCAGCAAUACAGUCAGCAUGGAGAGUGUACGCGCCGUGAAGGUAUUAUGGUACACAUAGUCCCUUGUCAUCCCAUGCAUGUGAUGUAA
Messenger RNA from Neurospora tetrasperma FGSC 2508, 195 nucleotides. RefSeq lists its product as uncharacterized. The transcript has 2 exons. NCBI's taxonomy places the organism in Eukaryota, Fungi, Ascomycota, Sordariomycetes, Sordariales, Sordariaceae. The record is from RefSeq and is a predicted model, not a curated record. Bases 1 to 195 code for a protein of 64 amino acids.